CUUGGAUGCAGCCGUGACCCGGAAGUGUUUCCGGGACCAUUGACGGCAAUUGACGGAGGCGUUAUUAAAUAGCGUUAGCUGUCAGCCGGGUUCAGUCAUUGUGCAGGGAUGGAGGUGACACGGAAAAAUUAUAAAAGCUGUCUAAACACCGUAUACAGCGCCAUUGAGGAGGCUGACUUUCUUGCCAUCGACGGUGAAUUUUCAGGGAUAAGUGAUGGCCCAAACGUCAGUGCACUAACCAACGGCCUGGACACACCAGAGGAGCGAUACACGAAGCUGAAAAAGCAUUCCAUGGACUUUCUGUUGUUCCAGUUUGGAUUGUGUACAUUCACAUAUGACCAGACCAAUUCAAAGUACAUCAUAAAACCUUUUAAUUUUUAUGUAUUCCCAAAACCCUUCAACAGAACAUCUCCAGACAUCAAGUUCAUCUGUCAGAGUUCCAGUAUUGACUUUCUGGCCAGUCAGGGCUUUGACUUCAACAAGGUCUUCUGUCAUGGAAUCCCGUACUUGAACCAAGAGGAGGAGGCUCACCUGAGGGAGCAGACGGAGGAGAGGAGGAACCAACACGCCAACGGUGUAGGGACACCGUCCUACAUCUCUCCGUCCUCCUCCAAAGGCCCGGCACACGUACCUGAAGAACAUAAGGAGUUCAUCAGCAGGGUGGUAGACAGAGUGGAGGCGCUCUUCACAAAACCCGACAAGACUCUGGACCUGGAACCGUGCACAGGGUUUCAGAGGAAGCUGAUAUACCAGACCCUGAACUGGAAAUUUCCCAAAGGACUUCACCUGGAAACCAUCGAAACAGAGAAGAAGGAGCGCUACAUCCAGGUCUGCAGAGUGGAUGAGGAGGAGAAAAGGAAGAUGGAGCAGCACAAACAGGAGAGGGAGCAGGAAGAAUUAAACGACGCCGUGGGAUUCUCCAGGGUGGUUCACGCCAUCUCUAAAUCGGGUAAACUGGUGGUCGGACACAACAUGCUUCUGGACGUGAUGCACACCAUCCACCAGUUCUACUGUCCUCUUCCAGAUGAUCUCCAAGACUUCAAAGAAGUCACCAUGUGUGUUUUCCCACGACUUCUGGACACAAAGUUGAUGGCUUCUACUCAACCGUUCAAGGAGCUGAUCACAAACACAUCUCUGGCAGAGCUGGAGAAACAGUUGAAAGAGACUCCGUUCAAGGCUCCACAAGUCGAUACGGCACAGGGGUUCCCCAGUUACAACACGGCCCAGGAGCAGCUCCACGAGGCUGGCUACGAUGCCUACAUCACUGGCCUCUGCUUCGUCUCCAUGGCCAAUUAUCUGGGUUCUUUUUUGACUCCUCCCAAAUCUUACAUCUCGCCUCGAUCCAAACUCAUUGAGCCUUUCUUCAACAAGCUUUUCCUCAUGAGGAUAAUAGAUAUUCCCUACCUCAACGUCACAGGACCAGAUUUGCAACCCAAACGAGACCACGUCUUACAUGUCAGCUUUCCAAAAGAAUGGAAAACCAGCGACCUCUACCAGCUGUUCAGUGCCUUUGGAAGUAUCCAGGUUUCAUGGAUAGACGACACGUCGGCCUUCGUCUCCCUGAGUCAGACGGACCAGGUCCAGAUCGCCAUGAACACCAGUCGCUACGCAGAGAGUUACAGGAUCCAGACUUAUGCAGACUACGUCCAGAACAAGCAGCAGCAGGAGGAGAAGAAACUGGGACAAACCAACAAGAGCUGGGGAGAAGAUGGCUGGGUGAAGCCCCACUUCACCUCCUCUGCCUCCACUUUUGCUUAUUCAAGGGCUUUAAGAAAACGCAGCAUCAGUCCUGUCCACGGUGAGCAGGGCAGUGGAGAACUGGUGUCUGCAGAUGGUUGGAACCAGUACUCUUAUCCAGAAAGCACCGGCAGCAAGAAGAUGAAAACUGAUGACGCAAGUCGACGAGCACAUUUAGAGGCGGUCCAGAGCAAGACAUCGGAGGCGUGGCUGAAGACCACAGAUGCGUCACAUUCAUCAGGUUUAAGUCCAGUACCUGAUGAGGAGGGGGAGUCAAGUCCAGAGGGCUCCGAUCCAGCCGACAACGCUGAGGGGACGGUCACAUGGCAACAAGCUUCUGCCAGUCGAAAUAGAGGUCAAAAGGGCAAGAAAAAGAAGUCUGAAGCCACUGAAUCUCCACCAUCGCUGUUCGAAGUCCCAGAAGUCUGGUAGCCAGAGCGGAGGACGGAGGUGGAGAAACCCGUCUCCCACGCCGAGCCACAACCCACGGUUUCCUCGUAAGCACUUCCUGCACUCUCCUCCACAGUCCACCCACUCGCUCCAAGUCUCAGACACCAGCAGCUGAGCUGUUUUUUUACUGGACCAUUUGUCAGAGAAAACAUAAGCCAUAAUGACAGCUGCCAUAUUUUGAUCGCACACCUGAGGAGCGGGAAACUCUUCUGAGCACAAACCAACGUCAGAAAUCACCUGCUCUGGUGUCGUCAAACUUCUACCACACACUUUCACCUUCGCUGACUAGUUUUAAUGACGCUACUCCUGCUGAGUGGUGUGUGUGUGUGUGUGAGUGAGAGAGAGAGAUGAACAUUCUCUUGUCUUUAAUGCCCCCCCCCGCCCCCCCCUCGACCCCUCCCAUUAGUUGUGACAUAUAAAUGCCAUUGGACAGGUCCUGUAGUUUACUAUGUCAGGGUUGUUUAGUAUUUUAAUGGAGUCAUUUUUAAAGGAACAAAGGUCCUUUCAUCUCCUCCACUUUUAUCAGAUGUGAGCUUAUCAAUGAUAAUGUCAUAUUUAUUAUUGGUGACAAUUCAUGAGGUGCUUGUGCUUUUUGUACAGAUUAUUUUUCCUUAUAUUUUUGUGUCAAAUGUUUUGUAACUGUCAACUACAAUAAUGUUCUUUGUAUGUUCUAAUCCAAAGGUGUAAACGGAAGACUCGUCUACACUUUUGUCCAUUUAAAAGUCCUUCGUUUCCUUGGAAAGGAGGAAAAAAUUAAAGAAUGUUUCUUAGUAAAA
Molecule: messenger RNA, 2963 nt
Organism: Cynoglossus semilaevis (tongue sole)
Lineage: Eukaryota; Metazoa; Chordata; Actinopteri; Pleuronectiformes; Cynoglossidae
Gene: parn
Product: poly(A)-specific ribonuclease (deadenylation nuclease)
Exons: 26
Coding region: 109-2169 (686 amino acids)
Biological process (GO): priRNA 3'-end processing; nuclear-transcribed mRNA poly(A) tail shortening; siRNA 3'-end processing
Cellular component (GO): cytoplasm; nucleus
Molecular function (GO): poly(A)-specific ribonuclease activity; RNA binding; metal ion binding
Source: RefSeq, a predicted model, not a curated record